AGUGUCAUCAUCAUCACCGCCGACAGCACAUCACACACUCGGAGCGGGUCGCCAAGCGCUCAGAGCCGCUCAUGAUGCGCAGGAUUCGGGCCAACGCCAUCCUCAUCCUCACCGUGGCCUGGAUCCUCGGCACCUUCUAUUACCUGUGGCAGGACAGCAAACCUUCCUCCUCCUCCUCGUCGUCGGGCUCCCAGCUGAAGAACCACGGGCAGAAAGGGAGGCUGGAGGAGCGCACUCUUCCUCUGAUCGUAACUCAUGCACCAAAGCUGGAGCAGCAGAGUCAGCUCUUGGGCCAGUUUGAUGAAAAGGCUUUUCUAUCCAGUAAGCAGCUGAAGGCAGGUGAGGAUCCGUACAGAGAACAUGCGUUCAACCUGCAGGAGAGCGACCGACUGGGCAGCGAACGCGCCAUCAGAGACACACGCCACUAUCGAUGUGCCGCCAUGACCUUUGACCCUGACCUGCCGCCCACCAGCAUCAUCAUCACUUUUCACAAUGAGGCGCGCUCCACCCUGCUGCGCACUAUUAAAAGUGUACUGAUGAGAAGCCCACCUCACUUGAUACAGGAAAUUAUUCUUGUGGAUGACUUUAGCUCCAACCCUGAAGACUGUCGACUGCUCUCUCAGAUCCCGAAGGUGCGCUGCCUGAGAAACGAGCGCCGGGAAGGUCUGAUCCGGUCUCGUGUCAGAGGGGCGUCUGCGGCUUCGGCCUCCAUCCUCACCUUACUGGACAGUCACUGUGAGGUCAACACAGACUGGCUGCAACCCAUGAUCCAGAGAGUCAAAGAGGAUCACACGCGUGCGGUCAGUCCCAUCAUUGAUGUGAUCAGUCUGGAUAAUUUUGCCUACCUGGCCGCUUCUGCAGACCUGAGAGGAGGUUUCGACUGGAGUUUACACUUCAAAUGGGAGCAGAUUCCUAUAGAACAGAAAAUGGCUAGAAAUGACCCAACACAACCAAUCAGGACUCCUGUGAUUGCUGGAGGAAUCUUUGUCAUGGAUAAAGGCUGGUUUAAUCACCUGGGCCAGUAUGACACUCACAUGGACAUCUGGGGUGGUGAGAACUUUGAGCUGUCGUUCAGAGUGUGGAUGUGUGGCGGCAGUCUUGAGAUCCUGCCCUGCAGUCGCGUGGGCCACGUCUUCAGGAAACGCCAUCCUUAUGACUUCCCAGAGGGCAACGCACUCACCUACAUCAAGAACACGCGGAGAGCUGCUGAGGUCUGGAUGGAUGAGUAUAAACAGUAUUACUACACCGCAAGACCAUCAGCACAGGGCAAGGCCUUCGGGAGUAUUGCAGAUCGGCUUGCAUUAAGACGGAAAUUGAACUGUAACUCUUUCCGCUGGUAUCUUGAGAAUGUGUAUCCUGAACUCAAAAUCCCAGAGCAGGAAGCGGUGUACAGUCUCCUGAAGCAGGGUGGCUUGUGUCUGGAGAGUCACGGCACAGACAGUCUGGGUUUGGCUGAGUGUAAGACCACACCGAACAUCCCUGCCUCACAGGCGAAGAACACCCACUGCCCAGAGAACAGGCACAAAGUGGCACAGUUUAUGUGCCAUGACACCUCCACGGUUGACAGGUUCUACACUUUGAACCUCGAUGCAAAGCAGGCGGCGGAGCACCGCCACCUGUUUGAGGCAGCCUUGGAAGGUGAGGAUAGGGCGCCAGUGCCUGGGACGCCAAAGCGCCCCGCUAAACCGCGCAAGCGGCCGGCCAGCCAGUCCCCCUCCGCCAGCCUGUUGACCUCUGCCAGCCCGACGACCUCUGCCAGCCCUCCCCAUGGUGAAGCAAGCCCAGAGUCCAGGGAGUCUGCUUCGAGAAACUCCGCUCGCGGCUUUGACGCUGGUUUCCUGGUAACAGCAGCAGUGGCGGGGUACGAGAGCACUCAGAUUUUGGCUCUGUGUCAGAAGCAGGCUUGA
This is a messenger RNA of Sinocyclocheilus rhinocerous, 1907 nucleotides long. Its product is annotated as polypeptide N-acetylgalactosaminyltransferase 16-like. The transcript is spliced from 16 exons. Lineage: Eukaryota; Metazoa; Chordata; Actinopteri; Cypriniformes; Cyprinidae. The coding region runs from base 72 to 1907 and encodes 611 amino acids. Gene Ontology annotation, molecular function: polypeptide N-acetylgalactosaminyltransferase activity. Gene Ontology annotation, cellular component: Golgi apparatus. Gene Ontology annotation, biological process: protein O-linked glycosylation. The record is from RefSeq and is a predicted model, not a curated record.